CUCCAAAGUGUUACUCAGAGGGUUUUCCCCAGUUCCUCCAGCAGAGGGCCUGUAGUGUUUACAGAAACCCGAUGAUGAGCAUGCUCUGACCGGCUGUGAUGCAGGGAGGGGGUGCUUCUUUUCCUGUUCAUCCCCGGCAGUAUCCGGAGCCGGUGGGCAGUGCAGACCCCUGAAGAUACAGACAGCCUGCUGAUGCUGACCGAAGGGUGCGAUAGGUGCCCUACUGUUGGAGAGCAGCGUCAUAUUUUGUAUUUUUUGCAGGAGCCAAGCCGCUACAGAGCGUCAGAUAAGGUCAAAGAACAGGCCUUCUUUGUCUGCAAAACCUCAGUGAAUGCAGGAGAAGAGUCAGACAACAAUAGUCGAUUUUAUUCUCCGGAAAACAAGUGGGAUUUGCUUUCUGUGCUUUCAGUUUGAGGUCCAGUGUGCUGAGAUUUCGCCUCUUUAAGAACACUUCUACAAACAGAUUCCGUUAAGGCAUUAAGUCAUCUAUUGGUCGGUGGGAUUAAAGAGACAAAGCAGCAGCUGUUGAGGCAGGACUAUGCGCAGACAUACUGUGACCUGCUCAAGAUCUGCUUAUGAGUGUUUAUGGGCUUACUGCCAGGGAUGACAUCGAGAGGGAGAGAGGUGAUGCAAUUUGGUGAAAGCUGUCACUAUUAAUUAACGACUGAGGCCUUGCUUGACGCAUCUGUAGGGUGGGUUCUGUUUACAUAGCAUACUGGAAAUCACCGAGAGAGAUAAGCGGCCUUUGUAAACAAACCCAUCUCUGCAUCCCCCGAUACCGACGUGUUUCUGCAGGUAGAUGCUCUUUUCUCUGGCGCUCUUCCUGUUGAGGCUCUACAGACAUUUGUCCAUCAUGUUCAGCUCAGACAGACUCACAGUCCCGGAGUAUGUUAGCCGGCUGCAGAGAGCGAGGAGCGGCUCCGGCUCGGUCCCCAGAGCGGUCUCUCCGGGCAUCAAUGCUGACGUCCAGGAGGUUUUGGAUACCUCACUCCCCGCCCUGCGUUCCGCCAUCAGGAGGCUGAAGUCAUCCAAGGAAACCUCUGAUUCAGAUGAGACCCGCAGUGCCAUCGCGGAGAUCUUCCAGCUGGUGGAGGAGGCCUGGGUUUUGCCAACUGUAGGCCGUCAGGUGGCCGAGGAGAUCUGCAACAGGAUCCGGCUAGAUGGAGGCCUGGAGCUGCUGCUGCAGCUUCAACAGACACCUGCUGUGGAGAUCACCUAUGAGUCUGCAAAACUGCUGGAGCAGAUACUCAUCUCAGAGAACAGAGAUUAUUUAGCACGUAUGGGUCUGGGGGUCAUCCUCAACCUGACUCGACAGCAGGAAGACGCACAGCUGGCUCGCAGUGUCUCGGGGAUCCUGGAGCACAUGUUCAAACACACCGAAGAGACAUCCAUCCACCUCAUCACUAACGGUGCCCUGGAUGCCCUCCUCUUCUGGUGCCGAGGUACAGAUCCCACCGUGCUGCGCCACUGUGCUGUGGCACUAGCAAACUGUGCCAUGUACGGAGGCCACCGCUGCCAGCGAUGGAUGAUUGAGAAACAGGCGGCUGAGUGGCUUUUCCCACUGGCUUUCUCCAAAGAGGAUGAACUCAUUCGCUUCCACGCGUGUCUGGCUGUGACUGUGUUGGCUGCAAACCGAGAAAUCGAGAAAGAGGUGGUGAAAUCGGGAACCUUGGAGCUGGUGGAGCCAUUCAUUGCAUCUUUGGAUCCGGAUGACUUUGCCCGCAGUUUAUUGGACAGUGCAGACUGCAUGCAGGGUAAGACAGCAUCUGAUCUGCAGCAUCUUUUGCCAUUACUGGACGGCACAAGACUGGAGGGAAAGUGCAUUGCAGCCUUUUACCUUUGUGUUGAGACCAGCAUCAAGUCUCGUCAGCGCAACACUAAGAUAUUUCAAGAGAUCGGAGCAGUGCAGAGCCUAAAAAGAAUUGUCAUGUACUCCAGUAAUGGCACGGCCUCUUCCCUCGCCAAGCGGGCACUGAGUAGGAUGGGGGAGGAAGUGCCGAAACGUAUCCUGUCAUGCGUGCCCAACUGGAAAACCUGCGAAGUGCAGACCUGGUUGCAGCAGGUUGGCUUUAGUGCCUAUUGUGACCGUUUCCAGGAGCUCCAGGUGGAUGGAGACCUCAUGCUGAAAAUCACAGACCAGGAUCUGAGCACUGACCUGGGCAUGACUGCAGGCCUCACUCGCAAGAGGUUUUUGAGAGACUUACAUGUGUUGAAGACUUAUGCCAACUACUCCACAUGCGACCCAAACAACAUGGCUGACUGGUUAGUUGAGGUGGACCCUCGUUUCCGUCAGUACACCUACGGCCUGGUCCAGUCAGGAGUGGAUCGCAACAGUGUCCAGAGCCUGACCGAUCAGCAGCUCCAGCACGACUGCCACAUAGACAACGGAGUCCACAGAGCCAAGAUACUGUCUGCUAGCCGCAGGCCCUUAAAACCGUGCCACACAGACGCCCAGCCUGCAGGGCCCGACGUGUUCAUCAGCUACCGUCGGACUACCGGCUCCCAGCUGGCCAGCCUUCUGAAGGUGCACCUGCAGGUUCGUGGAUACAGCGUCUUCAUAGAUGUGGAGAAGCUGGAGGCCGGUAGAUUCGAGGACAAAUUGAUUCAGAGUGUACAGAGGGCACGUAACUUCAUCCUGGUCCUGUCCACCAAUGCGCUUGACAAGUGCAUGGGUGACACUGCCAUGAAGGACUGGGUGCAUAAGGAGAUAGUAACAGCCUUGGCUGGUAAGAAAAACAUAGUUCCUGUCACAGAUAAUUUUAUGUGGCCCGACCCCAUGUCUCUGCCGGAGGACAUGAGAGCAAUUCUCAACUUCAACGGCAUCAAAUGGUCCCAUGAAUAUCAGGAGGCCACGAUCGAAAAGAUCCUACGCUUUCUGAUAGGACAGCAAGACCAAAUCGACUGCCCAGACGCCUCCAAAGGGCAGAAAACUAAAUAAAAUGACAUAAACAGA
Siniperca chuatsi (mandarin fish) is the source of this 2953-nucleotide messenger RNA. RefSeq names its product sterile alpha and TIR motif containing 1 (gene sarm1). The coding region runs from base 800 to 2938 and encodes 712 amino acids. Gene Ontology annotation, molecular function: protein binding; signaling adaptor activity; NAD+ nucleosidase activity. The transcript is spliced from 8 exons. The record is from RefSeq and is a predicted model, not a curated record. Lineage: Eukaryota; Metazoa; Chordata; Actinopteri; Centrarchiformes; Sinipercidae. Gene Ontology annotation, biological process: signal transduction; negative regulation of MyD88-independent toll-like receptor signaling pathway; response to axon injury. Gene Ontology annotation, cellular component: dendrite.